AUGUCCACCUCCCGCAAAGCGAACUCUAAGACCAACUCUACGAAGUCUAACAGCACUGGGACUGGUGGUGAUCCCAAACCCGGAAAUAGGCCCGAACUCGUCGCGACCUCACAGGUCUCGCGCUUUCACAACGAGACCCUCGAGACCCUGUCGAACGAUAUCGACCUCAAGCAGGUGCACAUUGCGAUUGGCCCGCGCAUCCUGCUCGCCUCCGCUAACCUUCGUCUUUUCCGCGGGGUGCACUAUGGGCUCAUCGGCCAGAACGGCGUCGGCAAGUCCACGCUUCUCAAGUGCAUCGGGUACAACCAGCUCGCGGGCUUCCCAUCCAACGUCCGCGUGCUUUACGUCGAGCAGCUCGAAGGCGCCGACAUGGGCAAGAGCGUCGUGCGCUACGUGAUGGAUGCCGAUCGGAAGGCUGCGCGCAUGCGCUCGGAGCACAGACUCCUGCAGGGCGCUCUGGAGGCGGGCGAUCCCGAGGAGAUCGCGCGCGCCAUGCGCGAGAUCCGCCUUGAGAGGGCAAAGGACCACCUCGAGGCUGCGGACAAGACCGCGCUGGAGAGGAGUGGAGCGAGGGGGAAGGAGGCGAGGACUGAGCUCCUCAAGCAGGAGAAGCGCGUGGAGGAUAUGGUCGUGGCAAACGAUGAGGCGCUGACCCCGGAGGAGAUCACGCGCGCGACGGUCGAGGCUCAGGAGCUACUGACGGAGCUCUUCGCUGCUAUGGAGCUUUACGGGGAGGAGACAGCGGAGGCGAAAGCACGGAGGAUCUUGAGGGGCUUGCGCUUCCCUGUGGACUGGCACGACCGCCCCCUAGGAGAGCUUUCCGGAGGGUGGAGGAUCCGCGUCGCGUUGGCGUCGGCGUUGCAUAUCGAACCUGACAUCCUGCUUCUGGACGAGCCCACCAACCAUCUCGACCUUCCCGCAAUCAUUUGGCUUCAGGACUACCUGUCCCAGCUCUCCGAUACGACCAUCGUAGCGGUCUCCCACGAUCGCGCAUUCCUGAACGCCGUCGUGGACGAGGUUAUCGUAUACAGAAACCAAGCUCUCACGUACCACACUGGGAACUUUGACGAGUACCUCGAGCAUACUGAGGACAAGCAGAAGUACCUGGAGCGCAUGGCAGCCGCCCUUGAGCGGAAGAAGAACGCGGCGGAGAAGAGCAUCCAGGCGGCAAUGGCGCAGGCGCGAAAGAGCGGGGACGACAAGAAGAUGGCUCAGAUGGCGUCGCGCAACCGCAAGCUGGACCGCAUUGGUAUGGAGGUCAACGAGAAGGGACACAGGUUCAAGCUCAACCGCGACCGCGCGGGCUACCAUACCAGCGUUCGGGACAGCGUCGAGGUUGAGCAGACAGAGCAGCCACCGACCUGGUCCAUCCCCGAUCCCACACCCCUCCGUCAAGGCGGCGCGAUCAUUGAGGUCGAACAGGUCAGCGUAGGCUACGCCAAGACCCCGAUGGUAUCGAACGUCACUCUCAACAUUGGCCAAGAUGCCCGUAUCGCGAUUGUCGGCGCGAACGGCAGCGGGAAGACGACGUUCGUGAAGGCCCUUGUCGGAGAGCUAGCACCCAUCAGAGGGAAGAUCACCCGACACCCUGCCGCAAAGAUCGGCUACUUCACGCAACACCAUGUCGACGAGCUCCACCAGUACCCUGCCGAGACCUCUGCUCUCUCCCUCAUAAAGGAGAGGAAUCCGGAGUGCACGGAGCAACAAUAUCGUGCGCAUCUGGGCAAGUACGGGAUCAGAGCCAACGCUCUCCAGCCCUUGCGCUCCCUUAGCGGGGGCCAGAUGGUUCGCGUCGCGUUCGCUUUGGCGACGUUCGGGUCGUCUCCCCAUCUCCUUGUCUUGGAUGAGCCGACGAACCACCUCGACUACCUGACGACAGAGGCGCUUUUGGAGGCGUUGAAAGAAUACAACGGCGCAGUACUCGUCGUAUCCCAUGACCAAUUCUUUGUCUCCGAGGUAGCUGAGCAGGUUUACGCGGUAAAGAAAGAAUACCAGGUCGUUGGCCGUCACUUGCCUACGGAGCAUGAGCCCACCCCCAAGAUCUACCGCAUGCGCAUCUUCGCACCCAACGAGGUUGUCGCGAAAUCGCGUUUCUGGUACUUCUUGAGGCAAUUGAAGAAGGUUAAGAAGGCCAGUGGUGAGAUCAUUGGUGUCAACGUUAUUCAGGAGAAGAAGCCCCUCAAGGUCAAGAACUUCGGUAUCUGGCUCCGCUAUGACUCGCGUUCAGGAACGCACAACAUGUACAAGGAAUUCCGUGAGCUCAGCCGCGCUGAUGCCGUCAAAGCGCUCUACCAAGACAUGGCCGCACGCCACCGCGCUCGCUUCCGGUCCAUCCACAUCCUCCGCGUCGUAGAGAUCGAGAAGACCGACGACGUUCGCCGCCCAUACAUCAAGCAGCUUUUGGUCCCCAAGCUCAAGUUCCCCCUUCCCCAUCGCGUGCAGAAGGUUCGCUCGACCUUCGUCGCACACCGGCCCUCUACUUUCUAA
Molecule: messenger RNA, 2487 nt
Organism: Dichomitus squalens LYAD-421 SS1
Lineage: Eukaryota; Fungi; Basidiomycota; Agaricomycetes; Polyporales; Polyporaceae
Exons: 5
Coding region: 1-2487 (828 amino acids)
Biological process (GO): translation
Cellular component (GO): ribosome
Molecular function (GO): structural constituent of ribosome; ATP hydrolysis activity; ATP binding
Source: RefSeq, a predicted model, not a curated record